Molecule: messenger RNA, 3244 nt
Organism: Lycium ferocissimum
Lineage: Eukaryota; Viridiplantae; Streptophyta; Magnoliopsida; Solanales; Solanaceae
Product: protein PHOX1-like
Exons: 3
Coding region: 758-3061 (767 amino acids)
Molecular function (GO): protein binding
Source: RefSeq, a predicted model, not a curated record
UUCUUUUUCCAUUUCUGCAGAGCAUAUAUUCCUUGUGGAAAAACCAAAGAAAACACAAGUCCCAUAAAAUCUGCAAAAAAAAAUUGAAGAGUGUUCAAAAGCAAGCUGAAUAUUUACAGAUAAGUUAUUUUUAAUUAUUUCCUCAAUACAAUAUUUAAAAAAAAAAAAAAAAAAAAAAAAAAACAAGAAUCUUGGUUGAGGAGAAGAAUUAUUUACAGCUGAAUAAAGGGUGUCUUUUUUUUGUUCUUUCAAUUGGGCUUUGCUUGUUUAUUGAGCUGUUACAAUUUAAAGGAGAAAAAAAUUGGAUAUAUAUACUGUUUUAUUUGUGUUUUUGUGAUUUUGAAGAAUACCCUUUUGAAUUUAGGGUGCUAAAUCUCAGUUCUUUAAGUUAUUUUGUAAAAAAGAUUGGAUUUUUUUGGUUUCUUGGCUUGUUGGUUCUGGUGGAUUUGUCCUGUUUUUAAGUUUCUAUUUUGGGUUGGUGAAAAAUUUCCUUAUUUGGGUUUUUUUUUUUUUCUUGAUUGAUUUUAGUAGUCUUUGAGUUUGGUUCUUGAUUUUCUAAUUUGGUGCAAAGACUCAAUUUUUAUACCAGUUAAGUCCUGUUACUUGGUUUUUGAUUCCUAAUCUGGUGCAAAGACUCAAUUUUUGUACCAGUUAGGUCCUGUUACCUUUCUAUUUUUAUUGACUUGGAUUGAAAUUAGUUUAAGUUGUUCUAUUGUAAGCUAUAAAUUUUGGGAAAGUUGGAAUUGUUGAGCUAAGAAUGGGGAAGGAAAGUUGGAAAAAGUCGAAAAAGAUAGGAGGUAAAUCUGGUGAAAAUAGUAGUAGUCCAAGAGCAUUUGAUAAAGACACUGCAGUUUUCAUUGCCAUGUCAAAGGAACUUAAAGAUGAGGGGAAUAAGUUAUUUCAGAAAAGGGACUAUGAAGGUGCCAUGUUGAAGUAUGACAAAGGUAUCAAGUUGCUUCCGCGGAGCCACAUAGAUGUAUCGCACCUCCGUAGUAAUAUAGCUGCGUGUUACAUGCAGAUGGGACUUAGUGAAUACCCGAGGGCGAUCAACGAAUGCAAUUUGGCUCUUGAAGUCGCGCCGAAAUAUAGUAAGGCACUUUUGAAGAGAGCUAGGUGUUAUGAGGCUCUAAAUAGGCUUGAUUUGGCGCAGAGAGAUGUGAAUAGGGUGCUUGAGAUGGAGCCGAAUAAUCUCAUGGCGACUGAGAUUGCAGAGAGGGUGAAAACAACCAUCGAGCAAAAAGGCAUUGGGAUGAAUGACGUUCCGGUUGACUUGAUUCCGGUACCUGAAUAUGUUGAACCGCCUUUCUCUUCAAGUAAGGCUCUAAAGAAGAAAAGCAAGAAAGUAGAGGAGAAGAUGGUUAACGGGAAGGCGGACGAGAAGAAAUUCGACAACGGAAUCGAUUUAAAGCAAGAUGAUAACAGAAAUGAGGAAAAGAAUGCUGAGGAACGGAAAGCUAAGGAGAUGAAAGUUGAGAUUAGGAUUGAUGAAAAUAAGGAUAAAGACCAGACUCCGGAAGAAAAGGUUGACGACAAGAUGAAGAGAAAGAAAGCUAAGGACAAGAGUAAGGAAAAGAAGAGUAAGGACAAGAUCGAGGUAAAUAAGGCUAAGGAUCGGAAUGAGGAGAACAAAGAUGAGGACAAUGAGGAGAGGAAAACUGAAGAUAAAUUGGUGGUGGAGGAAAUUAUCAGUCAUACCCCAGAAGAAGAGCCAAAAAGGACGGUGAAACUAGUGUUCGGGGAAGACAUAAGAUGGGCCCAAGUUCCUCUGAACUGCAGCAUCUUGACACUGAGGGAGAUUAUAGAUGAUCGUUUCCCGAGCUUAAAAGCAGUCCUAAUCAAGUAUCGGGACCAAGAAGGUGACCUAGUUACAGUGACGACAAACGAGGAGUUAAGGUGGGCUGAAUCUUCUGUUGAACAUGGUUCUAUAAGAUUCUAUAUCGUGGAAGUUAAUCCGGAGCAGGAUCCUUUCUAUAAGAAGAUCAAAGGGGUGGAAGACGAUCAUAAUAAAAUUGUUGAGAAUGGAAAUGGUGAAAGAAGCCAGGAAUUGCAUGAUGGACCAGUUUGCAUUAAUGAUUGGAUCUUUCAGUUUUCUAAUUUGUUUAAGAACUAUGUUGGAUUUGAGUCCGAUGCUUAUCUGGAUCUCCAUGAAGUUGGAAUGAAGCUAUACUCCGAGGCCAUGGAGGAGGCAAUCACAAGUGAAGAAGCACAAUGCCUUUUCAGCACAGCUGGAGAAACGUUUCAGGAGAUGGCUGCUUUGGCAUUGUUCAACUGGGGUAAUGUUCAUAUGUCCAGGGCACGGAAGAGGGUCUACUUGAAAGAAGAUAGUUCGGGAGAAUCUUUGCUUGCUCAGAUAAAAAUUGCUUAUGAUUGGGCUCUAAAAGAAUAUUCAAAAGCAGGAGAGAGAUAUGAAGAGGCAUUAAAUAUCAAACCAAAUUUUUAUGAAGGUAUCCUUGCUCUAGGGCAGCAGCAGUUUGAGCAGGCAAAACUUUCUUGGUAUUACGCGAUUAGCGCUGGUGUCGAUUUGGAUUCUUGGCUUUCUACUGAAGUUAUUCAGCUUUAUAACAGUGCUGAGGAAAAUAUGGAAAAAGGUAUGCAGAUGUGGGAGGAAGCCGAGGAGCAACGUUUGAACGAAUUAUCAGAAACGCAUUUGCAGAAGAUGAAGUCGGAGAAUUUGUUCAAAGGAAUAUCUGCAGAUGAAGCUACUGAGCAGGCUGCAAAUAUGAGGUCUCAGAUAAAUUUACUAUGGGGUACGAUGCUAUACGAACGAUCACUUAUGGAGUUCAAACUUGGGCUUCCACUCUGGCAAGAAUCUGUGGAAGUUGCUGUUGAAAAAUUCGAAUUAGCCGGAGCUUCUCCGACAGAUAUUGCUGUUAUGAUAAAGAAUCACUGUUCCAACAGUACUGCAACAGAAGGGCUGGGAUUCAAUAUUGACGAGAUAGUACAGGCAUGGAACGAGAUGUAUGAAGCAAAAAGAUGGGAAAGAGGGGUACCUUCUUUCAGGUUGGAACCAUUGCUUCGGCGACGAGUUUCCAAGCUGUAUCAUGCCCUUGAAUUAGCAUGAGCUCUUGUUAUGGUGUCAGAGGAAUCAAGAAAGAAACUCGCUAUUACCGUUGUUGUUGCACCGAAUCUGCUUAUACUCACUGGGAAGGAAUCUCUGUGCAUCAGCUGUUAAUACAGGUUUUGGGAUUUGGACCUUGUGACACUUGGAUUGUUCAUUACCUUUUUUCGUUCCAUCAAGUUUUUA